This is a messenger RNA of Lentinula edodes (shiitake mushroom), 426 nucleotides long. RefSeq lists its product as uncharacterized. Lineage: Eukaryota; Fungi; Basidiomycota; Agaricomycetes; Agaricales; Omphalotaceae. The record is from RefSeq and is a predicted model, not a curated record. The transcript has 5 exons. Bases 1 to 426 code for a protein of 141 amino acids.
AUGCUCCACCAACUCAACUAUCGCAAGCAAAACAUUGUGGCAUCGUCUCUCAUACUGACCGCCGCUUCUGCUGUUGGACAAAAUUUAAGCUUUAGCUGCUUCAGUUCUGGCACGCAAGGUAACUGUGGCAAUUUUGUCGACACCUUUUGUCCUUCGGUCAGUACGGUCCGACCUCAAGAUAGCUCUUCGCACUGUUAUAAUUCCGAUGGGUUUGGUUUCAAGUGUGACUUUACCGCCUUCUACGCCGUUGGCACAGUCGAUAGCCCGCCAGACACAACUAACUGUGAAUUGGUCCUUGGUUCCAUUAUCAAGGCCUGCCCUGCGGGUGGUCAAGGAAGCGUCGAAGGGGGAUCCUUUGUCUUCACUGUUGACCCCAACGAAGGAAGCUGUGGCUCUGAUUCUUCCUCUUCCUGCAGCGGCGAUUGA